UUUUGACGGCAUGUCAUUUUUUUUCGCUCUGAUAUCUUUUGAGGUGACCUUCCGUUGCAGACCCUCGAACAGCAACAGCAACAUCGAGCUAGAGCUUCGCAUCCCAACAUCCCACUCACCGCACUCCGCCAUCAAACAUACCCUACUCGCCAACAAACCCCACCCGCCAACCCUGCACACCCUCCCACCAGAACUCAUCCGCCACAUCCUCUCCUUCACCCUCGACCACCCCACAUCCGGUCCCAACACCACCCUUCGGCAAAUGCUAGCGACGAGCAAUGCAUUGUUCGAGACGUAUCGUCGUGAUAGAGUCGUGACGGACUGCGUGGCGGUCGUGCUUGCCGAGCGGGCCGUUGGAAUCAUGUCGCGGAAUCGCACCGCAUGUACAAAGUCUGCCACCAAAGCAUCGACAUCGAAACCACCCACGACCUCUGAGACGGUCGCGGAAGACAUACUGCUGGAUCUGGCCCGCGAGUUGCGUGUCGCGUGCGUUGAUGCUAUGAUCCAGCGGAUCGGGGAGGGCGAUGGGCGGGCAAGAGGGGUUGUGAAGAUGUUGGGGAACUAUAGGGGGAUGGCGGUGGGGCUGAUGGGCACCUCGGAGGGGGAUUGGUGACGGCGGAGAUAGAGGAGGGAGGUUCCAUGGGUGUUGAGACAUCUUUUGGCGGAAUUGUGGAGCGGGAAUGUAUACAGCGGGACUGUUUAAUACUGUACAUCAGAACGAAACUCGCAUCAAGACGAGGGCUCGAUGUUUGACGAAGCAACUGAUUGCGACCGAUACAUUUUGUAUGAGGCUGUGUGGAUGGAACGAGUAACAAGGACAUUGCGACACUUGAAGCAUGUGGAUUUUUAG
Molecule: messenger RNA, 850 nt
Organism: Fimicolochytrium jonesii
Lineage: Eukaryota; Fungi; Chytridiomycota; Chytridiomycetes; Spizellomycetales; Powellomycetaceae
Exons: 2
Coding region: 11-613 (200 amino acids)
Source: RefSeq, a predicted model, not a curated record